Molecule: messenger RNA, 1700 nt
Organism: Sodiomyces alkalinus F11
Lineage: Eukaryota; Fungi; Ascomycota; Sordariomycetes; Glomerellales; Plectosphaerellaceae
Product: mitochondrial fusion and transport protein Ugo1
Exons: 2
Coding region: 78-1604 (508 amino acids)
Source: RefSeq, a predicted model, not a curated record
GUAUUUCGUACUCGAGCACUGACGUCCAAGAUUUUGUUCCUCAGUCGGACCAUGUCCACGAACCGCAUCGACGAGCCAUGUCUUCACAUCGAGAAGGAGUGAAUCCUCUACGGCCUUAUUACAUUCCCCCGACAAUCGGCGAGUCGCCCGAUCCCACUUCAUCGCCAAUACCCAAUCCGUUCUCCCGAGGAAAUGCGCCCGGCGACCGAUACGCGUCGAAGGCGCGGGACCUCUUCUCGGACCUCGACUACAAAGAAUACAUCAACGAGCCGUCCUCUUCAGCAGUCGAGACCCUCAAGGAGCUCAUAGACGAGCUGCUAUGGAAAUACACGUCCGUGUUGAUGGCCCAGCCUUUCGAGGUGGCCAAGACAGUCCUGCAAGUCCGAAGCUACGACGAGGACGCCGAUACCAUCACCCCGGCCAUCACGCCGCUGCCCACACCCACGGCGGCCGACAGGGCCCACAGCGGCUACGGCCACGGCCACGGCCACGAUUCGUCGACGUACGGCUACGCAGACUCCGAUUCGGAUGCCGACGAGCCCGCUUACUUCACGUCCCAUAUGCCCGGGACGCCCACCCCCUCGCAGUCACAGCGGGGGCGUCGGAACAGGCAGGACCCGUCGUUCGGCGCCGCACAACAGCCAUCGCGGUCUUCUCCCAAGAGCGCGGCGGUGCGUCCCCAUCAACUGAAUCUCCGUCUCCCGGACUCGGUGACGGAGGCGAUCGGGCAGUUGUGGCAGAAAGAAGGGGCGUGGGGCGUCUGGAAGGGAUCCAAUGCUACUUUCCUGUACACGGUCCUCACGUCGGUGCUGGAGAACUGGUCGCGCAGUGCCCUCAGUGCGCUUUUUAAUGUUCCGGAUCUGGGGGUGAAGGAUGACAUUGACAGAUUGAUUGAUAUUGCGUCCCCUUAUCCGUGGGCGUCCUUGGGUGUGGCAGCCGCGGCGGCUGUUGCGACGGGUUUGAUCCUAGCACCGCUCGAUAUGGUGCGCACGAGACUCCUCGUCACCCCAUCUUCCAAGGGCCCUAGACGGACGCUAUCAACGCUGCGUGCUCUCCCUUCGUAUCUCUGCCCGCCUGGGCUUGUCGUGCCCACGAUUCUGCACUCGCUCGUGCAUCCCCUCCUAACCUUGUCAACCCCCCUCGUUCUACGGACACGCUUCAUGAUCGACAGCCAAAUCUCACCAACGACAUUCUCAGUGGCCAAGUUCUUCGCCUCUUCGGCGGCCGUGUUCGCGAAGCUUCCCGUCGAGACAGUACUCCGACGGGGCCAGGUGGCCAUCCUCUCCAGCGCGGCGUACAUGCGGGCGCUGCAACCCCAGGAGAAGGACGCGCGCCUCGACACGGUGGUCCCGCCGGGCCGGUACGACGGCGUGACGGGCACGAUGUUUCACAUCGUCAACGAGGAAGGACGCCGCGUUGUGGCUAAGCCGGCGCCGGCGGCUAAGAGUGGCCGGGGCAAAGCGAAGGCCAAGGCGGGGGAGGCUGUGUAUCGUCAAGGGCAAGGGCUGGAUGGUCUAUGGAGAGGGUGGAAGGUGAGCUGGUGGGGCCUGGUAGGGCUGUGGGCAGCUGGGGUGAUCGGCAACAGUGCCGAGGGCGAGUUCUGAAUGGCCUUUUGGGCAGCAGAAGAACAUUGUGCCGAUGUAAUCACCAAGCAGGGCGUUUUCUGGGGUCUGGGACUUUUUUUUUUUUUUUUUUUUUUU